AUGCCUACCUGGCUGAAGCUACACCUGCCUCUCCCAUCAACCCUAUCCUCCCAUCAACCCCAUCCUCCCAUCAACCCCAUCCUCCCAACAACCCCAUCCUCCCAUCAACCCCAUCCUCCCAUCAACCCCAUCCUCCCAUCAACCCCAUCCUCCCAUCAACCCCAUCCUCCCAUCAACCCCAUCCUCCCAUCAACCCCAUCCUCCCAUCAACCCCAUCCUCCCAUCAACCCCAUCCUCCCAUCAACCCCAUCCUCCCAUCAACCCCAUCCUCCCAUCAACCCCAUCCUCCCAUCAACCCCAUCCUCCCAUCAACCCCAUCCUCCCAUCAACCCCAUCCUCCCAUCAACCCCAUCCUCCCAUCAACCCCAUCCUCCCAUCAACCCCAUCCUCCCAUCAACCCCAUCCUCCCAUCAACCCCAUCCUCCCAUCAACCCCAUCCUCCCUUCAACCCCAUCCUCCCAUCAACCCCAUCCUCCCAUCAACCCCAUCCUCCCAUCAACCCCAUCCUCCCAUCAACCCCAUCCUCCCAUCAACCCCAUCCUCCCAUCAACCCCAUCCUCCCAUCAACCCCAUCCUCCCAUCAACCCCAUCCUCCCAUCAACCCCAUCCUCCCUUCAACCCCAUCCUCCCAUCAACCCCAUCCUCCCAUCAACCCCAUCCUCCCAUCAACCCCAUCCUCCCAUCAACCCCAUCCUCCCAUCAACCCCAUCCUCCCAUCAACCCCAUCCUCCCAUCAACCCCAUCCUCCCUUCAACCCCAUCCUCCCAUCAACCCCAUCCUCCCAUCAACCCCAUCCUCCCAUCAACCCCAUCCUCCCAUCAACCCCAUCCUCCCAUCAACCCCAUCCUCCCAUCAACCCCAUCCUCCCAUCAACCCCAUCCUCCCAUCAACCCCAUCCUCCCAUCAACCCCAUCCUCCCAUCAACCCCAUCCUCCCAUCAACCCCAUCCCAUCCUCCCAUCAACCCCAUCCUCCCGUCAACCCCAUCCUCCGUCCUUCUUUCUCACUCACCUCGCCUCGCAGGUUCAUGGGCACGCCCCCACCUCGCCAUCAACGAGUGCAGCUCUCGCCCCGAGAGGGCACACCUUUGAGAAUUGACGCAGGUGCAGGGGCACGCCGCCCAUCACCAGCGAGUGCAGCUGCCAUGAACAUGCCUACAUGA
This is a messenger RNA of Closterium sp. Naga37s-1, 1161 nucleotides long. The record is from the annotation of a GenBank genome assembly. NCBI's taxonomy places the organism in Eukaryota, Viridiplantae, Streptophyta, Zygnematophyceae, Desmidiales, Closteriaceae.